AUGCUCGGGCCUCAACUGCUGCUGCUUUCGGGAUGGGGAGCCCUGCUUGGGGCUGGUCUCAGUGACACCUCCUUUGCUGACCCCAGCCUCCGGACCCUGAAUGACUCCACGGGGACAGCGGAGGACAAGGGCUGGUGUUCCACGUGGGGGGCUGGCCAUUUCUCCACCUUCGACCACCACGUGUAUGACUUCUCCGGGACCUGCAACUACGUCUUGGCGUCCGUCUGCAAGGACGCGUCGCCCACCUUCAGCGUCCAGCUGCGUCGCGAGCAAGGCGGGAGGACAGCCCGCAUUAUCGUGGAGCUGGGCUCCUCGGUGGUCUUUGUGCAGAGCGGCACAGUCUCCAUCAAGGAUGUGGGGGUGGUCAGCCUGCCCUACACCAGCAAUGGGCUCCAAAUCACGCCCUUCGGCCAGAACAUGCGGCUGGUAGCCAAGCAGCUGGAGCUGGAGCUGGAGGUGCUCUGGGGCCCGGACGGCUACGUUCUGGUGCUGGUGGAGAGGAAGUACAUGAGCCAGCUGUGCGGGCUGUGCGGUAACUUUGACGGCGAGCCGGCCAACGAGUUCCUCGGCGAGGACGGCCAGCUUUUGGAACCCCACCAGUACGCCAACCUCCAGAAACUCGACGAUCCCAAUGAGAUCUGCGCCUAUGAGCCGAUCCCCCAGCCCCAAGUCAUGCGGGGAGAGCAUGCCCGGACCUGCACCCACCUGCUGAACCUGGUGUCCCCCGAGUGCAGCGUGCCCCGGGAGCCCAUGGUGAGGAGCUGCCAGGCUGACUUGGCGGCAUGCGCCCAGCCAGGCCAGCGCAACUGCAGCUGCGCCACCCUCUCGGAGUUCUCCCGCCAGUGCAGCAUGGCCGGCCAGCCGGUCAACAACUGGAGGACCCCAGGCCUCUGCUCCAUGGGGCAGUGCCCAGCCAACCAGGUAUACAUGGAGUGCGGCUCGGCCUACCUGAGGACCUGCUCCAACCCCAGGCACAGCCACCCUGGCUUCUGCACCUUCAGCUGCUUCUGCCCCAAAGGGACGGUCCUUGAUGACCUCUCCAAGCACCAAGCCUGUGUGCCCGUCUCCCAGUGCCCCUGCAUGCUCAAUGGCGCCCUGUUUGCUGCUGGGCAGGUCACCUCAUCCGCCUGCAGGACAUGCCGGUGCACCAAUGGCCUCUGGGAAUGUGAGGAGCAGCCCUGCCCCAGCCGUUGCUCCCUGGAAGGAGGCUCCUUCGUCACCACAUUCGAUGCCAGGCACUACCGCUUCCACGGCACCUGCACCUAUGUCCUCCUCCAGAGCCACCAGCUCCCUGACAAGGGCUCCCUCCUGGCCAUGUAUGACAAGUCUGGUUACUCACAUUCGGAGACCUCGCUGGUCGCCAUCAUCUACCUGUCUGACCAGGACAGUAUCAUGAUUUCUCAAGAUGAGGUGGUCACCAACCACGGGGACAUCAAGUGGCUGCCCUACAAAAUUCGCAACAUCACAGUCUUCAGACAAUCGUCCACCCACCUCCAGAUGGCCACCUCCUUCGGGCUGGAGCUCGUGGUCCAGCUGCAGCCCGUGUUCCAGGCUUACAUCACCGUGGGACCCCAGUUCUGGGGCCAGACUCGAGGGCUCUGUGGCAACUACAACGGGGACACCACCGACGACUUCACCACCAGCAUGGACAUCACCGAGGGCACCGCCUCACUCUUCGUCGACUCCUGGCGCGCAGGGAACUGCCCGGCGGCGCUCGAGCGCGAGACGGACCCUUGCUCCAUGAGCCAGCUCAACAAGGUGUGUGCCGAGACCCACUGCUCUGAGCUGGUGAGAGAGAACUCCGUGUUCGCCAAGUGCCACUCGGUUGUGAACCCCAAGCCUUUCUACAAGAGGUGUGUCUACCAGGCGUGCAACUAUGAGGAGACCUUCCCCCACCUGUGUGCGGCCCUGGGGGCCUAUGUGCAGCAGUGUGCCGCCCAGGGCGUCCUGCUCUGGGGCUGGAGGGACAGCGUGGACAACUGCACUGUCCCCUGCACGGGCAACAGGACAUUCAGCUACAACAGCCAGGCCUGUGAGCGCACCUGCAUGUCUCUGUCUGACCGCUCCCUUGAGUGCCAUCCAAGUGCAGUGCCCGUGGACGGCUGCAACUGCCCCGAGGGCACCUACCUGGACCAUAAGGCGGAGUGUGUGCGCCGGGCACAGUGCCCCUGUCAGCUGGACAGCCAAAACAUCAUCCUGGCGGGCCAAUCCAUCGUCAUGGAUGGCGCCACCUGCUACUGCCACAGCGGCCGGCUGACCUGCUCCGGCCAGCCCCCGAUGCUCCUGGCCACCUGCAGAGCCCCAAAGACCUUCCAGUCCUGCAGCCAGUCCGAAGACAGCAAGUUUGGGGCAGCCUGUGCCCCUACAUGCCAGAUGCUGGCAACAGGCACUACCUGUACUUCCAAAAAGUGUGAGCCUGGCUGCGUCUGUGCUGAGGGCCUCUAUGAGGAUGCCAAUGGGCAGUGUGUGCCCCCCGAUGACUGUCCCUGCGAGUAUGGGGGGACCUCCUACUCCCGAGGUGCCAAGAUCAGCCCAGACUGUCAGACUUGCACCUGUGAGCAGGGAAAGUGGGUGUGCGAGCCGAAGCCCCACUGCGCCUCCACCUGCACCCUCUAUGGGGAGGGCCACGUGGUCACCUUCGACGGGCAACGCUUCCUGUUUGACGGCAACUGCGAGUACACCCUGAGCACGGAUGGCUGCAGCGCCAACAACUCCCGGCCCACUUUCAAAGUCGUCACGGAGAACGUGGUCUGCGGGAAGUCGGGGGUCACGUGCUCACGGGCCAUCAAACUCUUCUUAGGGGGUCUGUCCAUCGUGCUGGCCGAGAGGACCUACACAGCCAGCGGGCAUGACGCCCAGGUCAGCUUCCAGGUGCAGCCGGGUUCCCUGCACCUGGUGCUGGACGUCCAGGUCGGCAGCAAGUACAACUUGACGCUCAUCUGGAACAAGCACAUGACGGUCCACAUCAGGGUCUCCCGGGCCUCCACACAGGAUGCCCUCUGCGGCCUGUGUGGGAACUACAACGGGAACAUGAAGGACGACUUUGAGACCCGCAGCAAGUACGUGGCGUCUGGCGAGCUGGACUUUGUGAACUCAUGGAAGGAGAACCCGCUGUGCGGAGACACGAACUUGGUGGUCGACCCCUGCAGCCUCAACACCUUCCGGCGCUCUUGGGCGGAGCGCAAGUGCAGCAUCAUCAACAGCCAGACCUUCGCAGCCUGCCACAACCAGGUAUACCACUUGCCCUACUAUGAAGCCUGUGUGCACGACGCGUGUGGGUGUGACACGGGUGGGGACUGUGAGUGUCUGUGUGACGCAGUGGCCGCCUAUGCCAAAGCCUGCCUGGACAAGGGCGUGUGCGUGGACUGGAGGGCCCCCGACUUCUGCCCCAUCUACUGUGACUUCUACAAUACCCACACGCGGGUGCCCGGGGGCAGCAAGUACCAGUACGCACAGGACGCCAACUGCACGUGGCACUACCAGCCCUGCCUCUGCGCUGACCACCUGCAGAGCCACCUGCAGGCCAACAUCGAAGGCUGCUACAACUGCUCCCACGACGAGUACUUCGACCCCAGCGAGGGCUCAUGCGUGCCCUGCGGGUGCAGUGAGAAGCUGGGGAGCACGGUGUGGUAUGGGCUGUGUGGAGGUAUUGAGGGUGACUUUGGGUGUGGCAAACUCUACAGAGUCCCCCGGAAGUACAACAGCUGUCACCUCACGAGCCACCUCGGCACCGAGUCCCACGUCCACACUGGCAUCCCAUCCCAGCGUGGCCACACAGACCACAGCGCGGGCCACAGCACGUACCACGGCACCUACAGUGAGGCCGGCAACACCGGAAGAGACCUCGGGGUCUCCCCCAGUCCCGAAUCCACGGGUACCUCCACUGCUCCCACAUAUCCAACUCACACCGCUCUGCCCACCUCUACCUCCAUCCACACAGGCACAGGACCUACGCCCUCCUCCCAACCUCUGACCGAGACCACACGUGGCACCACACCGAUGCACAACUCCAUCAGCACAGCCAAAACCACCAGUUCGCCUGUAUCCCACCUUCCCUCCACAGGGCCACAGCCAUCUGUCUCACGGGCUCACACCUCCACACCCAAGCCCACUGGUGGAGGCACAGUUCCCUCCGUGCCACACACGACCACUGCCUCCACCACAGACCCCUUCACUACGUACUCCACACCCACUGUCUCUUCCUCCUCCUCCCAUUCCACCAGUCGCCCCACAGGGACAUCCUUUAAGACCACCACCACCCCACCACAUUCACACCCUGAGACCACGCCGCCCACUCAAGUCCCACCCUUUUCAACUUCCUCAGUCACCACAACCUCUCAUCUAACUGUCACCCACAGCCCUGAAUCCACAGGGACUUCCAGUGGUCCCACAUAUCCAUCCGGCAUCACUCUGCCCACCUCUACCGCCAUCCACACAGGCACAGGACCUAUGCCCUCCUCCCAACCUCUGACCGAGACCACACAUGGCACCACACCAAUACACAACUCCAUCAGCACAGCCAAAACCACAAGCGCCCUUCUGCCCCAACCUCCCUCCACAGGGCCACACACAUCCGUGUCACCGGCUCACACCUCCACCACACCCAAGCCCACCGGCGGAGGUACAGCUACCCCCGUGCCGCACACCAAUACGGCCUCCACCACCGGCCUCUUCUCUACAUCAUCCACAUCCACUGUCUCAGCCUCCUCCUCCUCCCACAGCCAGUUUGCCCAGUGUGUCUCUAUCCUCUACUCUGUUCCCUGUCACUUCCGCGACUUCUGUCAUCUCUACAAGGAGCAGCACCGUAGCCUCGGCCAACUCCGCCACUCCUACCUCCCAGGGACCCCUGGCGCCCAGCCCAGCGUCUCCUACGUGGUCUGCCCCCCCAACCUCCAAUAUCUCACCACGCCCACGCCCACGCAAGGGGUCCUUUCUUCCACUGUGGGGGUGACAACGGCCCCCAGUUCUGCAGCCACGACCCUCACCACCAGCCAGCCAGGCCCCGGCAGCUUAAUCACCACCAUGAUGCUAAGCAGCUCCGCCCAGACUGCCCCGGAGUCCUCGUCCCCGGUCACGGCGCUCCCCGAGUCCACCGGGGCCUGCAGUGUGCAGGAGCACCAGGAGGAAAUCACCUACCAGGGCUGCUCUGCCAACAUCACGGUGACCCGCUGCCAUGGCACCUGCAUCUCCUCUUCCAGCAUCAACUUGGACACCCAGCAGAUAGACACACAGUGUGGCUGCUGCCGCCCCGAAGUGUCGUACAAGAAGCCACUGGUGCUGCCCUGCCCAGACCCCAGGGCCCCUGGGCGCAGGCUGGUGCUCUUACUACAGGUCUUCCGCAGCUGUGUGUGUGGCACCCAGGCCUGCAGGGACUAG
Echinops telfairi (small Madagascar hedgehog) is the source of this 5376-nucleotide messenger RNA. It is a transcript of the gene MUC6, whose product is annotated as mucin 6, oligomeric mucus/gel-forming. Gene Ontology annotation, molecular function: protein binding. The record is from RefSeq and is a predicted model, not a curated record. The coding region runs from base 1 to 5376 and encodes 1791 amino acids. Gene Ontology annotation, cellular component: extracellular matrix. The transcript is spliced from 34 exons. Lineage: Eukaryota; Metazoa; Chordata; Mammalia; Afrosoricida; Tenrecidae.